AUGGUUUCUGCUGUAGGUGUCCAUGCGAGAUCAUGGUGUGCCUACCACAAGCGCAGAUUUCCGCGCAUUGAUAUUGAACUCGAUUAUGAGAUUCUGGGCAAGAUGCCGCGCUAUACAACAGGAGACACGGUUCGUGGAGCCAUAAAAAUAUCCGGAAGUAGCGCAGUCAGCUUUGACAAACUAGACAUCAAACUGGAGGGUGUUAGCAUGGUUCUGGCUGCACGCGACGGGCUGCUCAUCCUACGAGGAGCUUCCCAGAAAUUUCUUCAGCUUCACCACCCAUUCGAGCCGUCCGCUGAUUCGACUCACGUUAUGCCUGAUCACCCUUACAACAUCCGCUUCGAGUUCGCCAUACCCCCGUGCCUCCUUCCCGAUGUCUGUGUCCAGGAGAAGAAGAACCCCUCUGUUGAACGCUCCCACACCCUUCUCCCGCCGUCCCUCCACAAUGAGUUAGGCAAGAGGUCAUCGGAAGCAUGUUGCAUCACUUACCAUAUUUGCGUUGAUAUCCUGCGAAGACGACAAGACGGGCUGCUGGAAUCCCUGGGGCGUGCUAAGAAACGGAUCACCAUCACACCAGAUAGCAACGAGAAUCCACCGAUGCUUCUGGAGCCCAAUAUCCCACACCCGCAGUAUCGCAUUUGCCAGGAAAAGACCGUCAAGGCAGGCGCCGCUCGCCGGGAUAUUGGACGUCUAGUCGUCGCCGCAUCACAGCCAACACCCAUAUGUCUAGGCACACCUGCCCGUGGGAGCCUGGGGUCGAAGACCACAGUGUACCUCCGGUUUGAUCCCCUUGGUGACAAUCCGCCCCCAGCACUCCAUUGUGUCUCCACCAAACUCCGCGUCGCAACAUACUAUUCCGUUUCUCACUUCGAUGAAUAUCCAGACAUGUUACCUGAAUCCAAACGGAAGGCGUCGAAUAUCGGCCUUAAUCGGAAAACAGUUGCUCUGCAGGAACUCUGCAUAUCAUCUGUUCAAUGGACGCGGCAUACCACCGGACUCGAUGACAACUUGCCUGACACUUCUACAGUGCACUCAUCUCCCGAGUCGCCGGCCUCAUUGCGUCAAGAGACUUACUACUCAGCCGCCGUGGUGGUCCCUCUUACUUUGCCGGACAGAACACCCUUCAUUCCCACUUUCCACUCAUGUCUGAUAUCUCGCGUGUACGCUGUCCAGAUCGAUGCAUCCUACCGCGCUCGGGAUCGAAGCGUGCGAAAGUCAACUGUCUCCCUCCGAAUUCCGAUCCAGCUCAUCAACCGGCAGAUAUCUUCCCGAGACGAUGGAGAUGCGCCGCUCUAG
Aspergillus mulundensis is the source of this 1296-nucleotide messenger RNA. RefSeq lists its product as uncharacterized. NCBI's taxonomy places the organism in Eukaryota, Fungi, Ascomycota, Eurotiomycetes, Eurotiales, Aspergillaceae. The transcript is spliced from 2 exons. The record is from RefSeq and is a predicted model, not a curated record. The coding region runs from base 1 to 1296 and encodes 431 amino acids.